Messenger RNA from Cannabis sativa, 912 nucleotides. RefSeq lists its product as uncharacterized. The record is from RefSeq and is a predicted model, not a curated record. The transcript is spliced from 2 exons. The coding region runs from base 1 to 912 and encodes 303 amino acids. NCBI's taxonomy places the organism in Eukaryota, Viridiplantae, Streptophyta, Magnoliopsida, Rosales, Cannabaceae.
AUGUUAAGGGGAGGAGAUGAGGAACAGUGUAAUGCCUUAGGGGAUUACAAGAAGCCUUAUAAUGCCUACUCUAACACAUACAAUCCUGGUUGGCGUAACCAUCCCAAUUUCAGUUGGAAGGAUACAAGUCAAAAUCAAGCAUCUGGGAGCCAAUGGAGGCUUGAUCAACAAAAGAAUUCUCUUGAGAGUUCCAUGAAAAUUCUCGCAGAAUCCCAACUAGAGUUCAGGACUUAUUUCACUCAGGUGAUAGAGGAAUUGAAGGACAUAAAGAUUCAAAUAACAAAGUUAAAUGAUUCUUCAGUCAUUCAAGAGCGUGGUAAGCUUCCCGCUCAGCCUCUAAUCACUCCCAAAGGGCAACAUAUGGCACAAACCUCCGCUCCUUCAGAGUCUAAUCUCAAAGGGGUUAAUGCUAUUACUACCCGAAGUGGUCAAAGUACGCAAGUACCGGCUUAUGCCAAAGUUAUCAAGGAUCUAUGCACUAUCAAAAGGAAGCACCAUGUCAAGAAAACUGCAUUCUUGGCAGAACAAGCUAGUGCGGUGAUCGACUGCAAGACACCGCUUAAAUACAAAGAUCCUGGUUGUCCCACCAUUUCAUGUCAAAUAGGGGAACAGGAAUUUGGCCAAGCCCUCCUGGACUUAGGUGCAAGUGUAAAUCUCAUGCCUUAUUCCAUAUACUUGCAACUAGGCCUAGGAGAACUUAAGCCCACAUCUGUGGUGCUACAAUUGGCCGAUCGAUCAGUUAAGAAACCUCGGGGAAUAGUUGAAGAUGUCUUGAUUCAAAUUGAUAAAUUCUAUUACCCCAUGGAUUUUCUCAUCUUGGACACUCAAUACGAAGUCAACUUAGAGUCCAAAAUUCCCAUCAUUCUCGGACGACCAUUCCUCGCAACAAAGAAAUGCACUCAUCAAUUGUAG